ACAUACGAGAAGCUCUAUAAAGUCUAGGUUCUUCCGCAUCAGGAGCUACUUAAGGAGCAGUCCCUUUACGACACCGGGAUAAGCCCAACUAGCCAUCUCAGUAGUCUUCUUUCCUACAUAUGUUUCAUAGCUUUUAUUUUGUUCGUAGACUAACUUUUCUUUGUUGUAUCCAUACAGGCAUAAGGGUCACGACGCAGUUUCUCAAGCAAGCGGUCUAGAAGAAGAAGACAAAGAUGGCAUCCAAGCCUGGCGGUCCUUCUUGGCCAACAAAGAAGUCGAGAGAAGAGUCCCCUCCUCAGAUACCGAGGAGUGCGCAGCCACCAUUGCCACCCCGACUGCCACCUCUAGAGUGUUCUUCAUCGGAGGUCACGGUUGCAAUCCCUUCUCCUUCUCCUGCCGAUGACGACAUCGUUGUCGUCGAGCCGUCGGUGAAGCCGAAUGCGGUCCAAGCUCUCCCAAUCCAAUCUGGGACCAGAGGAAGCCGAGUACCUAGUCGAGAAGGUGCCGACAAGGGGAAGGACCCUGCUGAGGAGAGUAUCCCCAUCUACACGGCCGACUAUGGUGUGGAUGCUCUUUUCGGAGAGGUCACAAUCACGAUCGAGAUGCGCUUCAAGGCAACCGAUCAGGCUCUCCACAACCACCGACUUGCUGAGGAGUUGGCAAGGAUGGUCAUGCUUCCCGCCAACUGGGAAAUAAGGAAGGCACACCCAAUCGGGGAGAUCCAGCCGGGAGCCUACACAUCAUUGAUCGGGAUAAUCUACGAUGUAACUGUCUUAGCAGAGGGGGUUACUGGAUUUGCCCGACUCAAUGCCCAAUUGGAGGACCCAGCCCAGACUGCUCGGGCGAGGGUCAAGGUCGUCAAUGAGCUCCUCCAAGUUGCCAAGGAGCAGGAAAGGAAGAAUAAAGGAAGAUCGCUCUAUUGGAGGUUGAAUUGAUGAACUCGACGAUCCGACAGAAGAAAGAAAAGGAGGCGUUUGGCAAGUUGAAGGCCGACUAUCAGAAGGAGAUGAAGUCGACUGAGAGCACCCUCAUCAGAGAGAGGGAGAAGAGGCAGAAGGCCGAGAAAGUGGCUGAGGAGGCCAAGAAUGCAGCCUAGGAGGGUGAGAAGACUGCCAAGGAGGUUGAGAAGGUUGCUGCCGAGUUGAAGAAGAAACUGGCGAUGGUAGAGACUCAGGCCCAGGAAGCUAUUUUUCGGACAUUGACCAAGUUUCAAAAUUCAAAGGAGUAUGAGAAGGAGCUUGCCAAUGCCGGCGUAGAUGCAUACCAGCUCGGAUUCAUGGAAUGUAGGAAGCAGGUCCGCUGUCUCGCACCCAAGCUAAAUUUGAGCUCGAUACAAGCUAACAAGGAAUCAGAUGAGUUGAACGACGAGGAAGCGGAGGCCAAGGAGGACCGUCCCCAGUCUACUUCUUAGAUUUCUUUUGUACUCCUUUGCUUUUUGGUCUUCUAUUUUAUAACUUUUUGUCUUGCUCUAACUCUA
Messenger RNA from Elaeis guineensis (African oil palm), 1477 nucleotides. The record is from RefSeq and is a predicted model, not a curated record. NCBI's taxonomy places the organism in Eukaryota, Viridiplantae, Streptophyta, Magnoliopsida, Arecales, Arecaceae.